Cheilinus undulatus (humphead wrasse) is the source of this 1267-nucleotide messenger RNA. RefSeq names its product male-enhanced antigen 1 (gene mea1). The coding region runs from base 101 to 733 and encodes 210 amino acids. Gene Ontology annotation, biological process: spermatogenesis. The transcript has 4 exons. The record is from RefSeq and is a predicted model, not a curated record. Lineage: Eukaryota; Metazoa; Chordata; Actinopteri; Labriformes; Labridae.
CGGAAGUGUUCUAUCAGCAGCUGCAGCUAGCAGCGGCUAACCGACAACAGCAGCAACCUGAAGCUCCGGGCAGACAAACAGACAGACAGUGCGUCUGUGGAUGGAAGUGUGCAGCUCCGCGAUGGGACCGGAGAGAGUCUUACCAAACUCUGAGGAUGAGCUGGGAGAGGACGAGCGUCCGGUCGAUGGGGUGCUGCUGCCAGUGUGGAGCGGAGGGGAGGCGGGGGAGCAGGAGGGGGAGGAGGGGGAGGACGGAGGGGGAGAGAUGGAGCUGGAUGGAGAAGAAGAAGAGGAGGAGGAGGCUGUCAAUGGAGGGUAUUAUUAUCAGCCUCUAAACCAGGAGCCGGACGGGGUUCACGGUGGUGAGCAGCUCGGGGACGAGGGGGAGGAAGAGGCCGCCUCACACACGGAGCAAAUGCAGCAGGUGCAGCAGAGGAUAGAGGUGAUGGGUCUCCACCUUCCUGAAGCUCCGCCCCCAGAUAGCGAUGAGGAAGAGGACCCUGAGGGUGCAGCGGCCCAGCGGAGCCGAGCGUCCAUCCCUAUGGAUGCAGACCAUGUGGAGCUGGUAAAGAGGACCAUGGCAGCCAUCGCGUUGCCGUCUCUGGGCGUGCCAGCGUGGGCCAGGGAGAUCUCCGACGACCAGUGGACAGACAUGGUCCAGACCACGCUGCAGAGCCGGCAGAGCGCCGCCGCCCUACGCCUCACCCGCAGGAACAACAUCAAUGGACCCUGAAUGCACCACAACAUUCCGAAUCCCUUUAGCUUACCCGAUGGCACAGUUUUACCCAGCUCUUUUGACCAUGAACGCAUCAUCACAAUAGCCUCUACUGACCUUUGAAUCCAUCACUACAGCGUCCAUGUCCCUCAGCAGCUUCCUAAAACCUCGUCUUACCCUGAACACACCUGAAGCUCUCUGGAGACGCUGAUGGAGUGUGAACAACUGGAUGAAGGUGACUUUUUACUUGACAGUGAUCACCAGAAGGAGUCUGAACUUUGUGUCAAGAUAACCAAGUCAACCUGGCUUUAGGUAUAUUAACAAAAUAAACUUUAAAAGGAUUUUUUUUUGAAUCCCUGUUAUUGAGUCCACAGGUUUGCCCUGUUGGAGACCCUGUUUAGACAACACAUUAACAGGGAUUUAGAUCUGUCUCAGUCAUUUAGAUUCAGUGUUAUCUUAAAUACUUACCAUGGAUUCACCUCAAUGUUAACUAAAACUGUUUGAUAUCUGAUAGUUCAGCCUGAUACUGAGUAAACAAAAGUCAUAGCUUUA